Mobula hypostoma (lesser devil ray) is the source of this 480-nucleotide messenger RNA. RefSeq names its product phospholipase A2-like. The transcript is spliced from 5 exons. Gene Ontology annotation, biological process: arachidonate secretion; phospholipid metabolic process; lipid catabolic process. Gene Ontology annotation, molecular function: calcium ion binding; phospholipid binding. The coding region runs from base 1 to 480 and encodes 159 amino acids. The record is from RefSeq and is a predicted model, not a curated record. NCBI's taxonomy places the organism in Eukaryota, Metazoa, Chordata, Chondrichthyes, Myliobatiformes, Myliobatidae.
AUGGCGCCAGCGUACGACGUUCCCAUAGUCGACAUCUUCCAGAUGUUUGGCCUGUUUGUCCUGCUUCUGCUCUCAGCUGGUGUUGGGAGCACUUCCAUUGAGUCCAGGAACCUUUAUCAGUUCAAUAAAAUGAUUAAAUGUGCCAACCCAAGCAUCACUUCACCACUGCAAUUCAAUAACUACGGCUGUUACUGUGGAACUGGUGGAUCUGGGACACCAGUGGAUGACCUUGAACGGUGCUGCCAGACCCAUGACAACUGUUAUGAAGAUGCUGAGAAGAAAGAGAAGUGCAGAAUAGUCUAUUCACCCAAAAUGGUAUAUUACAAGUACAGCUGCUCAAAUGGGAAACUCGAAUGUACAGGUGGUAAUUAUCACUGCGCGAAGUUUAUCUGUGAAUGUGAUCGAAAGGCGGCCAUCUGCUUCUCGAAAGCAAAAUACAACAUUGAGAAUAAAGGCAUCAGUCAAUCUCGAUGCAAAUAG